This is a messenger RNA of Drosophila arizonae, 1237 nucleotides long. RefSeq lists its product as uncharacterized. The record is from RefSeq and is a predicted model, not a curated record. Lineage: Eukaryota; Metazoa; Arthropoda; Insecta; Diptera; Drosophilidae.
AAGAGUAUAUGGCCUGUUAUCUCACCCCUAGUGUACAGUCGCCUCAGUCGCGACGGUGGAUAUAUAAAUAAUUGUUGUUUUUUUUUCGCGGCAAAAAGUGCAAACAUUCUUUUUACGACAUCACAAUUCAAGGAAAACAACACGAGCAAUGGUUAAGCUGGGCAAAAAAAAAUUAGCAGAGCUCUCGGAAAUAAGCAAAAAGAAAUCAGCCGCAUGCUCCGACAGUGAUGAAAAUCCGAAAAAUGGAGCCAACAAUUCAAGCGAUGAUGAUGACUCCGAAAUUGUCAACGAUAAGCAGGAAACUGGCUCGAAAAAACAACGGGCGUCCGUGGCAUCCACAAAGAUCACCAUCAACGACAGCGACACGGAUGGGAGCGAUGAUCUGCCAUUGAAUGGCAGCAAAGCGUCCAGCUCGAGUGGACCGCCCCGAAAGAAGCAAAAGAAGACGCCCAAAUCGAAGGGCAAAGCAGCGCUGCAGGCGGCGGCUGCUGACAAGAAUAAAAACAAAAAAUCAUCAACCAAAGCCGUAUUAGAUGACAAUAAUGAUGACAAUGACGAUGACAUCGCCAACGCCGAUGAUGAUGUUGACAGGGAAUUCGAGGUGGAGGCGAUUGUGGGCCACAAGUCGAAGAACGGCGAGUCGUUUUUUCUGGUGCGCUGGAAGGGUUACGGCAAGGAGGACGACAGCUGGGAGCCGGAGGCCGAGCUGAAUUGCGACGACCUGAUCGAGGAAUAUCGCAAAAAGCAGAACAGCAAGAAGAGCGCCGGAGCUGGUAAGAAGUCGCCGGCAGCGGCAAAGGGUGUACGCGGCCGAAAGGCGAGCAGCAAGACUGUAUCCAACGAUCCGGAUAAGGAGUGGGCAGUGGAACGCAUAUUAGACUCAGUCCAUGACGAUGAGCACGGCGUUCUCUAUCGCAUACGCUGGAAGGGCUUCGGUGCCAAGGAGGACACCUGGGAGCCUGAAUCGAAUCUAUCCUGCGAAGGCCUAAUCGAAAAGUACAAGAGGAGACUGAACGAGGAACGCAACGUGGAUGCGAAACAGUUGCGAGAAUCGCCGAAGAAAACGAAGCGCUUGGUCAAUGAGACAAUUCCACGCUCCAACUUACACAAUCGAAUCGAGCGUUCCUCGAAGCGAGCUGCAGCGAAAAAUCGCGUUUUCUAUGGCGAGGAAUAGGAGAACGGGACUUGUAGUUCAAUACGAGAUAUUUGACGACAAAUAACAACAAAACAAAAAUAA